CCAGCAACCUCAGGCCAUAAACCCUAGUUUACAGAGCGAGUUCUGGCGGGUGUUGUGAUUCACCAACUAUAAAAACGGCCUCGUUCUUCUUCUUCUUCUUCUUCUUCAGUAACAGAGAGAAGCCAUGAAGCUCGACGUUAACGUUCUCAGAUAUCUUACGAAAGAUGAUUUUAGGGUUCUCACUGCCGUCGAGAUGGGAAUGAGAAACCAUGAAAUUGUACCAGCAGAGCUCAUCGAUCGAAUCGCUGGUCUCAAGCAUGGAGGCACAUACAAAGUGUUGAAGAACUUGCUCAAACACAAGCUGGUGCAUCAUGACUCCUCAAAAUACGAUGGGUUUCGGCUGACCUACCUAGGAUAUGAUUUUUUAGCUAUUAAAACCCUGGUUAACAGAGGCGUUUUUGUGUCCGUUGGUCGCCAAAUAGGCGUUGGAAAAGAGUCAGAUAUAUUUGAAGUCGCUACAGAAGAUGGCACAGUGUUGGCAAUGAAAUUGCACAGGCUAGGCAGGAUCUCUUUCAGGGCUGUCAAAUCUAAGCGUGAUUAUCUGAUGCAUCGCAGUAGUUAUAACUGGCUCUACCUAUCACGGCUUGCUGCACUCAAGGAAUUUGCCUUUAUGAAGGCGUUAAAAGAGCAUGGGUUUCCUGUUCCAGAUGCUGUAGAUUGCAAUAGGCAUUGUGUAAUUAUGUCGCUUGUCCAAGGUUAUCCACUCGUACAGGUAAAGCAAUUGGAAAACCCAGACACUGUUUUUGACACAAUUGUUGGUCUUGUUGUUCGUUUGGCAGAACAUGGUCUCAUACACUGUGACUUCAAUGAAUUUAACAUUAUGAUCAAUGAUAAUGAGGAGGUUACAAUGAUUGAUUUCCCUCAAAUGGUUUCUGUUUCGCAUCGCAACGCACAAAUGUACUUUGAUCGUGAUGUUGAAUGCAUUUACAAGUUCUUCAGUAGAAGAUUCAACCUUUGUUAUCAUGAGGAUUCCGACGAGGAUGACGGAUCAGGAUCAGACUCUGAAGAAAAUGGUAGGCCCUGCUUCUCUUCAAUAGCGAAAUCUACUGGUUUUCUGGACAAGGAACUUGCUGCCAGCGGGUUUACAAGAAAUGCUCAAGAUGAGAUUGAAAAGUUCAUUGAGGGAGAGAAUGAGCAGGACAUUGCAAGUUCUGACAAUGAAGAGAAUGCAGAAGAAGGAUACGUUCCUGAUGAACACAAUAAAACUAGUGUCAAUAAUCUGGAAUCCUUGCAUUUGGAUGAGCACAACAUGGGUGCCGAUGAUGAAAUGGAGGAGAAGCACUGUUCUCAUAAAGUCGGUCAUAGCAAUGACACUGAAUCUUUGGAAACAAGUGAGAAGUGUGAACACAUCGUGAAUUGUGACACCGAGAGUGACAUGGACAAGAAUCAAGCCAGUGGCAGCAAUGAACCUGAAACUUUACAAACAAGUGAAAAGGAGGAUAACGAUGACAGUGCGGAAGGCGAUGUUUUGCUGUUGAAGCGUUUGAAUAAGCAGAGGCGAAGGGCAGUAGCAGCUGCUCAGGGCAGUCGGAAGGUCUUUGCCUCUAGAAAUUCCUACAAGGACAAGGGUGGCAAGAGCUCCCACAAUUCCAAAAUCCAGAAGCAACUAAACACAUGGUGAUCAGAGAAUGCUACAAAGGGGAAUGCAUAGAACCAGCUAUCAAUGCUCCCACAAACACAGGACAAGGAAAUAGAUUUUGCCUUGUUUUUGCUGUGGCAGUUGAGGGGGAUACUCCAUACCAAUUUUGUUUAGUUAGGUUUGAGUCACAAACGGGCAAAUGCUUACAGCUGGCCUGAAAAAAGGAAGAAUUUGAGGCAUUUGGGUGUGAGAGAAAUUUUUGUCCUCAGUGGGGGGAAAUAGCAUUUUCAUUACCUGUAUUUAUAACCUAUCAAAAUAUUUUUAAGACUGCAUGGGCAAACGAUACCAAUGAAUUGAAUAAAGUCUUCCUAAUAGUUUGAUCUU
Molecule: messenger RNA, 1963 nt
Organism: Magnolia sinica
Lineage: Eukaryota; Viridiplantae; Streptophyta; Magnoliopsida; Magnoliales; Magnoliaceae
Exons: 14
Coding region: 125-1621 (498 amino acids)
Biological process (GO): protein phosphorylation; maturation of SSU-rRNA
Cellular component (GO): cytosol; preribosome, small subunit precursor; nucleus
Molecular function (GO): protein serine/threonine kinase activity; ATP binding
Source: RefSeq, a predicted model, not a curated record